AAGGUAGAAAUGGCUACUCAAGGUAAUAACACACAUUCUUAGUACAUAUUAUGUUUACUUCAGAUCUCUAAAAAAAUCAUCAUAUUAUACUCUCUUUAUAUAAACGUCAUCUUUUUAUAUUAAUUUAUUUCCUUGCACACUUUUAUCUUUUGCUUAGUAUUUUCAAUCUUACCAGAAGAUGGCGUUGGGAUUUUAAAUAGCUCUCUGAUGCUGCACUGCACAGUGUUUGACUCUGGCCCAAAGGCUCCUCCACCAGUGAAAUGGGAAAGAGACACUGGUGGUCUGGACAGCAGGAUUCAUCAAAUGACCAAUGGCUCACUUUUCUUUCCGCGCUUAAAAGAGGAAGACUUUGGAAACUAUUCGUGCAGUGCCAAGAGAGGGAACAAACAGAUUCAGACAACUGUCAUGAUCAGCAAAGCAUGCCUGGAAGAUGUGUUCUUUCACCCUCAGUCCAUAAGAACUGAAGAGGGACAUGAUGUGUUCCUUCAGUGUGUCUCUGGUGAUAGUUCUCCCCCUGCUCAGAUUUCAUGGUUGAAAAAUGGCAGAGUUCUCACCAAAGGAAACCAGAUUCAGGGACAGUAUGGAGGAGGGAGCCAAAGGAAGACUUCAGGCACCUUGCACAUGGCUAACAUCACUAAAACAGACCAAGGAAUAUAUAUUUGUGUCACCCACAAUCCUCUUCUGAACAUAAGCAAAGAGAGUCAUGCAGCAACUCUGACAGUGCAUGGUGUUGACAUAAAGGUCAUUGAGGGCCCACAAAAUGUCACUGUACCUGUUGAAAAGGAAGCAGCACUCCACUGCUUUGUUGAAGGCUUUCCCAUUCCCACAGUGCAGUGGUUUAAGGAUGGACGUCCAUUACCCAAUUCUUCUAGAUGGGAUCUGCAGAAAGAUGGACAACUGCUGAUUUUCAAGAGAGUUUUGUCAGAAGAUGAGGGGCUGUAUUUCUGUGAAGCUCGCAAUGAGAAGGAGAAAGUGAAAUCCCAACCAGCCUACCUCUUACCUGCAGUUAUGGAUUGGACCUUUAUGCUUGAACCUGCCAACCUAACAGUGAGGAAGGGUGAAUCUGCGACUCUGUCCUGUAGGCCUCCUCACAGCAGACCUCAAGCACAAGUGUCUUGGUUUAAGAACAACAAACUCCUCCACCCAGGACUGCAUUAUACUGCUGAUCCUAAUGGAGACCUGCACUUCCACAGUGUACAAGACACAGACCGUGGAUGGUAUUUCUGCAGAGCAUCUAAUUCCCUUCUCAAAAGGGCUAUUACCUCGAAAGAAAUCUUCCUAGAGGUUCAUGAACCUCCAUCCGUGACUAUCUGGCCAACGGUGAUAACGUCUCCUGUAGGAGCUGAAGUGACGAUUCACUGCCAAGUGUUAGGACACCCUGCUCCUUCAAUCAAGUGGUUAAAGCUAGGUCAGUCUGUCCAAACUGGAGGCAAAAUUAUCAUGGGGUUGAGAAACACAACUCUCUACAUUUCAUCAGUGAGAAAGCAUGAUGAAGGACAUUACACAUGCACAGCCUCCAAUGCACUGGGUCACGAUGAGAAAACUAUGACUCUUCGAGUUGCUGUGAAACCAGUCAUUGUUUCCUUCGUUGCAUCACUCACAGUCUCAGAGGGAUCUCCUGUUAGACUCCCUUGUAAAGCCGUAGGAGAUUUUCCUGUCAAAUAUACUUGGAUUAGAACCGCUUUGAUUCGAAACUCACAACUGUCUGAUCCAAAGUCUCUGGUCUCACUCCCACAACAGAUACGCAUUGAUGAUAAUGGGACCUUAGUCAUCUCAAAUAUUCACCAGUCUGAUUCAGGAGAGUACCACUGCACUGCCAAAAACAGAGUCGGUCAGGAUGUAAGAAGCGCCAUUAUAACUGUAACAGCUGACUCUGAUGUCCUACGUGAUAAAGAAGCACUGAGUAAAAUGAUUAUAACCACUGUUCCAGAGAGUGAACAAGAACUAUUUACUAAUUCCUUUCUCUAUGGCUCAAAGAUUCGGAACAAUACAGAGAUAAAAGAAUUGCUUCAGUGGACAACUGAAGUUUAUACAAAGAUAUCUUUGUUGAAUGCUUUUGUGGAGGACUCACCAACAUAUUUGAAUCUUGAAUCUACCCAAGACACUACAGAGUUGAUUUCACUGAAGCCAACUGGCAUUAGCAUAGGAAGUAAUGAUAACAUUAAAGAACGUAUUCAAACACAAAAUCCAACUGCUGUGCCCGUCAAACCAACAACAUCUCCCCAACUCAAAGAGACUUUUAUGCAGGAUACACAUCCACAUAUCCAACCAACGGACCAGGUCACUAAACCUCCAUUAAUGAAUCCAAUCACAAACAGCCCCUCGCCUGCAGACUCAUAUUCUCAGAUUAAAAACAUUCAAAGCUUUUCCCAGACUCCAGGCUUACCUUUAAUGGAUGUGGACAACUUCACUGUGGAACAGCAUCAGAAUAAGAGUCAAAGCAUUAAGCAGUCUGGAGGUACGAAAUCAUCGGUGACAAAUGACACAGAACUAGUUGAAUCACUCAAGAAAAACACCUCACAGGCCCCUAUGAAGACCACUGACAAUAAUAACAGAGAAAAGGAGAAAUCUCAGACUUGGUUGCCUGUGAUUGAGAAACAUGACAUUCCCAUUGUGGUUGGAGUAGGUGUUUCUUUGGCAUUCAUUUUCAUUGCCAUGGCCUUUUAUUCUCUGGUUCAGACAAAUGAUCCUGCUGCUAUGCCUACAGGGAGAGCAGCUCUGAGGUGUAUGGGUGGGCCUUGCAGACAUGGGGAACGCCUUGCGAUGGAAAGGACAUAUGAUAACAAAGCAUUUGAGGAUGAUAAUUUGGUGGCUGUUAUUGAACAAAGCCCCAAUAUAUCCGAGACAAGAGCGCUUCCAACAGAAAGCUGCCCAUCCACCAUGAUGAUAGAACCACCAUUAGAUGAUGUGCAAGAGGGUUUCCAUUCCACCCAUGACCUGCCAGUUAUUGUGGAGACUCACCCGGAGCCUAGAGAGGAGGACCAGCUGGAGACAAUAUUUGAGGAGGGGAAGGUGUCUCCCUCACCACAUUCUGACAUUCAGCUGCAGUGUAUGGAGGACUGGAGGAGCAGAGAAUUUGAACCAUGUCAGGACGCCCCCUCACCUCCUCCAGCCAAUCCAGCACCUGCCCAGGAGGAGGGUCUGCGGUCUUCCCUGACCCUCCAGACCACCGAUCCCUCCUCAACUCCUGUGCGCCACAGCAUUAGUAUCUCCCACGGUUUCUCUCCCCUCAUGCUGUCCCACUGCGUGUCUCUGGGCAUGACCUCUGUGGCUGUGGAUGUGCACUUCUACCCUUCGGCCCCCUCAGCAGCUGGCAUUCCUCAAUGCCCUGCUUUUGGGGCCCCCGGGCCAGCAGGUGAACACCAGGCUGGACCAUGAACUAUCUGCACCCUCUGCUAGCCACAGUAAAUAACAAGUGUGUUUAACAAAUAUUGAAGUCUCUUCUUUUUUUUUUUUAAAUCGCUCUCUUCACUACUGUCAGUUAGUUUAAAGAUGGGGUUGAUGCUUUUUCUCCCUCUUUUUUUUAAUGAUUGCCAUUUCUUAUAAUGUUGAUUUAGCGAAAGGGCACCUAAGGAGUCUGAGCUCAUAUGGAGCCAUGCGAUAGAAUUUCCGUACUUUCCCAGUACUAUGUACUAAAUUUAAAUUUGAUGUGACUUUUUACUGUACUGUACAUCUGCUGUACUGCACUGAAAAAAUACUGUUAAAUUUACAGUAAAAAAAUUAAGAAAUUUAACAUAAAGAUAAAGUGACAAUGUUUCCAGUAUCACCAUGGUGUGUUGGUAACAUUACUAGUGGUAUGUAACCGAUAAUAAAAAAAAAGAAGAAUUAUCUGUAAAUUAUAUGGCGAUACAUAGCCUAACUUCCAAAACCCAUAAAGUUAUUAAUAAUAUUUGACAGUAAAUUUACAUUUGUUAGAUGUUAAACCAUUUUUAAAAAUCACUAUAUAUAUAUACAAAAGUGGCAUUAGGUCUGGAAGAUAUAACUAAAAAUAUUUAUUUGGGCAAAAUCUUAUUUUUAUAUUAAUCAUCUCAAUAUUUGUGAAUUAGUUUAAAAAGCUUUUUUAAUAUUUCCUUUUUUUCAAUCAGAUGAACCACCAUUUCUUCCAUAACAGAUGUUUGGAAUGUUUAAUAAUAAGGUAAAAAAUACAUGUAAAAUUGUAGUUUGAAUAUUCAAGGAUUUUUUCACUUUAUGUUAAAUUAAUUAAAGAAUAUUUAAUCAUUUUAUUUAUAUAUAAGAAUAUAUAGUUACAACAAUAGGUACCAUCAUUAAUUUUUACUAAGACAUUUUAAUAUAUGAAAUAUUGACAUUUACAGAAUAACAACCAUGAAAUCUUUUGUGGUCUGUAUGAUAAAUAUAAUUCACUUUCAGCUUUUUGUUGUACUGUAUAUUUUUGUAGAAGGGAAGUAUGCAUAUGCAGACACAAGGAAUAUUUGCAGGUAACAUUUAUCAUUCAUCAGGUUCACAGACACUUUUUUUCAUAUGCCAAGGAAUUUAAAAUACUGCAAGUAAUUAAAUGUAUAUGUUAAUGUAUUUCUGAAAAUUAGAUAAUAUUCAGCUACUUUUCAAACAUAUUUUUAGGAAGUAUUUCUACGAGCCUAACCAUGGAAUUGUGUAAAAUAUUGUUGGAAAAGGUCUCCACUUUAACGGAGAGUAAAUGCAAUGAGAUCAUGGAACUUAAAAGUUGUAAAAUGGUUUAAUUGUGCAACAACUUGACUGUUAUUUCUGCUCGUGCCAAAGGUUAAACUACCCUUAACAUUAGUUAUUGCUGUGAACUGUAUUCUUAAACAUUAAUCUCACAAUUUUGGGAAUAUUGUACUUCAUGGGUAACCAACUGUUGUAAUUUCCUUUUACUGUAUAUAGAAGUAAAAUUUAUCAAAUAAUAAA
Molecule: messenger RNA, 4884 nt
Organism: Pimephales promelas (fathead minnow)
Lineage: Eukaryota; Metazoa; Chordata; Actinopteri; Cypriniformes; Leuciscidae
Source: RefSeq, a predicted model, not a curated record